AUGAGGGUACAACACAUAUUGACAUUGGACGUGAACAGCGCUACACUUGCCAAGCACAUAGCUGAAAUUGUUGGGGUAGACGAGGAAUUGGAAGUGCAUAAAGACGUAGCGGCACGUAAAAUUGAAGUUAUAAAUUCAAUAGUGACUAUUAGCAUUUCGCGAGCCCAGUUGAAGCAGUUAUUUGACAUAUUUGACGUCGAAAAGACCGGCUACAUUGAUGCGCGGGAAUUGAAAGCUGGUUUGCGCGCGUUAGGGUGUUAUUUGACGCCUGAUAGGAUUCGCGAAGGUCUAAGAAGUGUUGGAAUCACAGACAUUUCCGCUCCCAUUUCAUUCGAGACGUUUUGUGCCAUGGCGGAGCCUCUGUUGCCGAAAUUACAUUCGAGAGAGAGUUAUCAACAGCUCUUUGACAUUCUGGCAGGAGAUGGAGGAUUCUUGACCCUUAGUCAUCUGAAGCAGCUAUGCGAAGAGCUAAAGGAGCCUAUUCCCGACGAUGAGUUGCAGCGCAUGAUUUAUGAAGCUGAUCAAGAUGGGGAUGGCAGGGUGUCUUUCGAGGAUUUUAUGCGCAUAAUGACCAUAGCAAAUGACCCACUAGCGGAAUGA
Molecule: messenger RNA, 600 nt
Organism: Gregarina niphandrodes
Lineage: Eukaryota; Apicomplexa; Conoidasida; Eugregarinorida; Gregarinidae
Product: putative centrin
Exons: 3
Coding region: 1-600 (199 amino acids)
Molecular function (GO): calcium ion binding
Source: RefSeq, a predicted model, not a curated record